AUGAAUAUCAAUCAAAGCCUCAUCGCACGUCAUCCAUCAUUGACACAAGAAGAGUUCUGUGAAUACUGGUAUACAAAGCACGCGCCUCUCGUCGUUCCCAUGUUCCUGUACUCAGGAACCCAACAUUACGAGCAGGCACUACUUGAGACUGACUUGUCACUUCAGAUACACGGUCCCCUAACAUACACGACCCCUUCCGCAUCCUCAGACCUUGAAAUACAACUCCACCACUUCUCCGGAGCAGCAGCGAUCCUCCGCCGUCAGCCAUCAUCAGAUAAUCCAUCUCCAACUCCAAAAUGGGUACAAGACUAUUACACUGAAGUAGUAGUUAUAGAUGAAAGGAAGUUUUUGGUCAGCGAAGCUGCAAAUCAUUACGUGAGAGUGCCGCCUGAGACUGUGAAUGGUGACAAGAAAGUGAUCAUCCAGGAUGGGAAAUGUUUGAUUGAGGUUGGUGAUGAGGUUUGGAAAGUUUGGAGGGAGUAUGAAGCGAGAGGUGGGAUGGAGGUAGAAGAGUCCAAAGCAAGAGAAGAUUAG
Messenger RNA from Mollisia scopiformis, 534 nucleotides. RefSeq lists its product as uncharacterized. The transcript has 2 exons. Gene Ontology annotation, molecular function: oxidoreductase activity. Bases 1 to 534 code for a protein of 177 amino acids. Lineage: Eukaryota; Fungi; Ascomycota; Leotiomycetes; Helotiales; Mollisiaceae. The record is from RefSeq and is a predicted model, not a curated record.